GUCACUUCUUAGUAAAAGUGUUCUGUGAUACAUAAGUCUAUUGCAAAGAGUACCUAUAAUAAUAUAUAGGGAUGGUCUAUUGUGGUAUCAUAGAAUAUUUUUCAGUUUUUACUUUUCGUAACGCUGAUCAAGUUUAAUGUUCUAUGAUGGGAAUAAAAUUUUAAAAGAUCUCCAAAGAGUCUAGAGGAUGUAAAUAUUUAACGAUCCAAAAAAUUACAAUUUAAAAUUUGAAAAAUUCACACACAAGAUGAUUAUUGUUCUUGUAAGAGUUAAAGAGUUCUGUGUUAUUGUUUGAAUACUGUUAUGUGCACAAGAUUUUCUAGUUAAAUUAGUAAAUACUAAAUAACAUAAAGUUUAAACAAGUAAUUAGUUAAAAUCAAAAAUGAGACGACGAGCAGGAGUUGGAGCUAUACAAAAACAGCGUUUAGUAGAAGAGAAGUAUAGGGAAAAAGGCUCUGAAAUACAAGAGAAUCAAUUUCAACAAAUGUCCAAGCAACUUGAAGUAUUUAGAGGGAAUUUAGAGGAAUUUGCAUCAAAGCAUAAAAACGAAAUCAAGAAGAAUGCAGAGUUUAGGAGACAAUUUCAGGAAAUGUGUGCUGCUAUUGGUGUUGAUCCUCUUGCUUCUGGCAAAGGGUUCUGGUCUGUGCUAGGGAUUGGUGACUUUUACUAUGAGUUAGGCGUACAAAUAGUAGAGGUGUGUUUAGCGACAAAUUAUAAGAAUGGUGGUCUCAUAACACUGGAAGAGCUGAGGACUAAGCUGAUUGCUGCUAGAGGGAAGGCUAAGAAACAUCAGGACAUAACAAAUGAAGAUCUUCUAGCCGCUGUUAAGAAGUUGAAGAUAUUUGGUAAUGGAUUCACAGUAAUACCAAUGGGUAAAGGAAAUUGGUUGGUGCAGUCAAUUCCCGGAGAGCUUAAUUUAGAUCACACUCUUGUUCUCCAAAAAGCUUCAGCUUUGGGGACUGCCUGGGUUUCUACAAGCAUACUUACAGCUGAUUUGGGCUGGAACGGCACAAGAGCAGCCAAUGCUCUUAAUCACAUGGUCAAAGAAGGCCUAGCCUGGGUGGAUACACAGGAUCCUAAGGAAACACUGUACUGGUUCCCGAGUUUAUUCGCUGAAUGUGCGACUGCAUCUUAAAGUAUUUGUAAUAUAAACAAUUUGUUAUUUUUAAAGUGAUAUACUUCACUUCUGAGAUUUGAGAAAUUUGUAACCAAAAUUUAUGAACGCUGCAGGCCUCGAACCUGCAAAUAAUUAAAAUUGAACAAGAUAUACCAAAAUUUACGACCAUGCGUACUCGAACGGUUGGCUCAGUUGGGAAGAGCGCUCGACAGAACCAGAGGUCAGUGAGUCCUAGAGGUUGCGCGUUCGAGUCGCGCAUCGUUCAUAAAUAUUGGUUACAAAUCUUAUUUGUAAUAUACUACUAUUUAUAAAUAAACUUACACAUUAAUUUGAAAACCGUAACAAGAUUAACAUUUCACCAGUGGAGGCUCCUUUGCACAGGAUGCCGGCUAGAUUAUGGGUACCACAACGGCGCCUAUUUCUGCCGUAAAGCAGUAAUGUGUAAACAUUAUUGUGUUCGGUCUGAAGGCCGUCGUAGCUAAUGAAAUUACUGGGCAAAUGAGACUUAACAUCUUAUGUCUCAAGGUGACAGGCGCACUUGUAGUGCCGCUCAGAAUUUUUGGGUUUUUCAAGAAUCCUGAGUGGCAUUGCAUUGUAAUGGGCAGGGCGUAUCAAUUAUCAUCAGCUGAACGUCCUGCUCGUCUCGUCCCUUAUUUACAUGAAAAAAUAGUGUUUUAAUAUCUUCUCUGAUUGUAAAUAAAUAUACAAAGAUUAUUUAAUAUUUGUGUAAAUAAAAUUCUUGUUAUAAUAAAAUUUUAUUAACAUA
Messenger RNA from Leptidea sinapis, 1883 nucleotides. RefSeq names its product vacuolar-sorting protein SNF8 (gene lsn). The coding region runs from base 383 to 1135 and encodes 250 amino acids. The transcript has 4 exons. The record is from RefSeq and is a predicted model, not a curated record. Lineage: Eukaryota; Metazoa; Arthropoda; Insecta; Lepidoptera; Pieridae. Gene Ontology annotation, cellular component: ESCRT II complex. Gene Ontology annotation, biological process: protein transport to vacuole involved in ubiquitin-dependent protein catabolic process via the multivesicular body sorting pathway.